AUGUUAUUGCUGGUGGUCGUGUCUGCAAACCUUGGCAGCAUCCGGGAGGUGGUGAGCGACCCGGUGACGGAAUUACCGGCAACAUCGUCAAUGCCACCAGCUAUGCCGGUGGCGUACAACGAAAACAAGUUUCUUAAAUAUCUGUUCAACAAGUACGGCAGCAAGGGAGUGAUCUCGUUCGAGGGUUUAGAGCAUCUGAUGCAUAGCCUUGGACUCGGCGGUAUAGAUUUUACCGGUUCGCACACCCUGAAGGAGCAUCGCCCGGAUGGGUACGAUUUCGGUGACUACGAUAUUUAUGGUGGCGUGAGUCAACACGGGCACGACCACGACCAUCAUCAUCACGAUCAUGAUGGUGAUGGGGCCGAGACACCGGUACCACCGGUGAUAACGUUCGCCAGCGCACCAGUGAUCCCCGGCGAUCAUCGGCCCCAGCCCGACCAGCGUCCAACGGAGCAUAAGCAUGAGGCGGAACAGCAUCCAGCCAAUACCGGUGUCCGCACAGCACCGCGCACCGGUACUGCAAACAGUACCAUCCCGCGAUCGGUCACCACGGUGGCACAGGAUAGCAAGGCGUCCGGCGCAGAUGAUGAUCACGUGUGGCAGGAAAUUAUCUUUAAAGACAUGCACGAUCCCAGGCAUCGCCAUCCGCGGAACAAAAAUGUGCCCUUCUGUUUGUCGCCGAUGUCUAUCGUCCAUCUGGUGAUGGAGGAGCCGCUACUUGCCAAACAUCACAACAUCCGGAAGGCAAGAUCCCUUUCACCCGCGCAUCCCGUUGCAACGCCGGCAGACGACGAGGUGGAUCCCGAUGCCCGCAUCGAAAUUACACCGUCCGAGUUCAAGGAUCUUUGUCCGGCAUUUUUGGUACAGCUGGAUCAGCGCGCCUGUUCCCAAAAGCUGCACAAGGAAGCCAAUCCACAACGGGAGAAGAAAGCAUUUUCGCAAGCAUGGAUCUACGCCUCCGCCUGUGUGCUGAUCAUUUCGCUGUGCGGUCUGGUAGGAGUGGCGAUGGUACCGCUCGCUAAAUCCAUCGCGUACGAUGACAUAUUGCGAUUUCUCAUCGCGCUCGGCGUAGGAACGCUAUGCGGGGAUGCACUGAUGCAUCUGUUACCGCAUGCACUGCUGCCACAUGACGAUGGUGAUCAUCAUGACCAUCCACACGACGCGCUCGAUCACCACGACGGGCAUGAUCAUUUGGCGGAAACUCGCGCCAUGUGGUUGUGUCUGUGUGCGUUCGGGACGGCAGUCUUCAUGUACAGCCUGGAGAUGAUAUUGCCGCUGUUUCGGGCCGGGGAUGAACAUUCACACCACGGCCAUUCGCAUGCGCACACGCAAAGCUCGAAUCGAGUGGAACCGAGAACGGUGCAACAGUCGCAGCACACUAACAAUCAUCACGCACCCAACCAUCGGAGUGAUGACAUCGAGCUGGAUAUGGCGGACGGCACGAAAGAUAAGGAAGCCAAAAUGAUGCUAGAGAAGAAGAGCUCCCGCAAACCGAUGGCAGCGGUUGCGUUUAUGGUUAUACUGGGCGACGGUCUGCAUAACAUAACGGACGGUUUGGCGAUCGGAGCAGCCUUUGCUGUCGAUCCGGUUACGGGGCUGGCCACCUCGUUCGCUAUCCUCUGCCAUGAGCUGCCGCACGAGCUCGGAGACUUUGCGCUACUGCUGCAAACCGGUGUUAGUAUUAGGAGGGCAAUAUUCCUCAACAUUGUUUCCUCAGUUCUCAGCUUCAUCGGCAUGGCCCUCGGAUUGCUACUGACGGGUCUUCACGAAUCGGUCGUCAGCUGGAUAUAUGCGGGAACGGCUGGCACAUUCCUGUACAUUGCACUGUCCGAUCUGGUGCCGGAGAUGCGCAACGAUGUAGCGAAAAGCGAGAAAAAGUUGAAGGUGAUUUUGAUUCAGCUCACAGGCUUAACUUUAGGAGCUAUCAUCAUGUUGUUGAUUGCGUUGAACGAGACAGGUCUUCGGAAGUUGUUUGAUUAG
Messenger RNA from Anopheles marshallii, 1980 nucleotides. RefSeq names its product zinc transporter ZIP6 (gene Zip71B). The record is from RefSeq and is a predicted model, not a curated record. NCBI's taxonomy places the organism in Eukaryota, Metazoa, Arthropoda, Insecta, Diptera, Culicidae. Gene Ontology annotation, molecular function: zinc ion transmembrane transporter activity. Gene Ontology annotation, cellular component: membrane. Gene Ontology annotation, biological process: intracellular zinc ion homeostasis; zinc ion import across plasma membrane. Bases 1 to 1980 code for a protein of 659 amino acids. The transcript has 5 exons.